Electrophorus electricus (electric eel) is the source of this 665-nucleotide messenger RNA. Its product is annotated as galactose-specific lectin nattectin-like. The record is from RefSeq and is a predicted model, not a curated record. NCBI's taxonomy places the organism in Eukaryota, Metazoa, Chordata, Actinopteri, Gymnotiformes, Gymnotidae.
CAACCACACAGAUCUCUCCAGCUAAGACAGUUGAGAAAACACAGCUGCGAACAGUAAUAGUGAUGUGGAAGGUCUGCCUGCUCCUCUGCCUUUUGCUUGAUACAGGAGGAGCAUGGUACUGCCAUGUGCAUCGUUAUUGUCCCCACCAUUGGACUCUAUAUGGACAUCGGUGUUACCGUUUUUUUACUUCCAGACUUACAUGGUAUGAAGCUGAGUGUGAAUGUGUGAACAAUGGUGGCAGCCUGGCUUCAGUACACUCUGUUGCAGAAUACAAGUUUUUACAAAUUCUUGUCAAAAGAGUGGCUGGCUUUCUAGAUUUAGCCUGGCUAGGUGGCUAUGAUGCUGUGUCUGAAGGACAUUGGCUCUGGAGUGAUGGAUCCAAAGUUAACUUCAACUAUUGGGCCUCUAAUCAGCCUGAUAACUAUAUGGGAAUGGAAGACUGCCUUGAAAUGAAUGCCGGAGUUGAGCUAAAAUUGAAUGAUGAUGUUUGUUCCUCAAGAAGAACAUUUGUGUGUGUCAAGUGAAGAAGCAAAGGGAAAUUUCUUGCAUAGAAGACACCAAUCUGCCAGGUUUCUUAAAUAAAACACUCUGAACUAUAAUAAUGCAGAGAAAAAAAUGCAACUGUGUUCUGUGCUACAUGAAAGACAAUAAAAUUGAGCAAGCUA